Amoebophrya sp. A25 is the source of this 1229-nucleotide messenger RNA. The record is from the annotation of a GenBank genome assembly. NCBI's taxonomy places the organism in Eukaryota, Dinophyceae, Syndiniales, Amoebophryaceae.
CCCAAUUAGCGAGGUUUUUGCAAAGCGGGUGCGACAGUGGACUGAUGAAUACAUACGAGAAAAUCCACACCUCGGUGGGGGCCGCAACCUCCUUUUAUGACUCGAGAGUGAAUGGCUCAUAAAAAUUGUCUAUCUAAAUCUAUCCGCUUCAAUCGUCUAGGUAUGAUUUCCUUACAUGUCAUCUCAUGCCUGUACCUAUGUAGAAAUAUCGGAGCAGAACCAUUCUUAAUCUGGAUAGUCUGGCAUCCUCGUCUCCUAGUAGUAAUGGUUGCUUUGGAACGAAGGCGAACAAUGGCUGCUGAUAGAGUGAGUAAAGCGAAUCAUCUGUCGGGAAAAAAUGUAGAGUUUGACUUUUAGAUUUUUUUAUUAUAACGUAGGAUUUGGAAUAAGAAAUGACAACAUCAUGUUGAUGCCACAAAGUUGCAAGACUCUUGACUACAAGUCGUUGGGUUAACUCACGCAGAUACCACUAGAGAGACCGUGAUCAUCGUGUUACUAAAAGACACCUCUAACCUUUAAUGGAGAGGGCAAAAUCGCAUGGAGUGAGGUCCGGACAGUUAUCCAACAGGAGAUCGGGCUGCUGGACUCAGAAACGGCUCUGCAGACGCGUGUAGCCCUUGCAGCGCGCGGGGAUCCGCAUAAUAUGCCGACCGUGUGCGAGGCGCUGCUGCCGGAAUCCUGGUUGCGAUUCGAUGAAGAAAUGCGUGCGGAAGUACUCAAGCGUGAGCCAGUAUCCCGGCUAGGCGGUUCACGCAUAGACCUUUAUGAGUGCCGCCUGGUUAUCAGUAACAUAGAUGUACAAAUAGCUAGCUACUCGAAAUGCGUCGCUCAUACUUGUAGGAGAUUUAUACUUCACUCGAUUUGAUGCCAAACUCAAAAAAAUUUACUUAAGUAGAUAACUUCAUACCACUCGAAGAUGUGAUGUUUGAUCUUCGGAACGAGUGAUUCCACCUCACAAUGGGAGAAAGUUCUAAUGUGUUUUGCCCAAAUGCAUUCAGCGGGCAAUCAUCCUUGAAGCUAGGCACUUCCUUCUUAGAGAAGUGCGUCUGGAAAUCGUUGCUCCUAAAGUCCUUGACUUGUUGAAUACGUUUUCCGAAAUUGAAGAGCUUCCGCGCGAAAUCCGUCCGAUCAUGCGCCGGUUUCCUGUGGAGUAUUUCGAUCACGGUCCCGAGGCGAUCAAGCUCGAGCUUAUACGAGCGUACUUAUCGAUCAAGGCCGAAGAAACCGAC